AUGGCUGCCUCCCUCAGAGAGAUUUCACCAGAGCUGCGUGAAAGCAUCACCGAUUUCCUAGGCAUGCAGGAGGUUUCCCUGCUGACUGCUCGACUCCAUGUCAAAUCCAAAGUUGAAGAUACUGUCCUGGUUUUGUUGCCCUGGCGAGCUCUUGUGCUGCUGGCAAAGCUCCCCAUCAAGGUCCAAGGCAGCUUCAGCUUCUUAGCACUGCAGCUUAUCAAAAUGGGAGAAGCAAGCCAGGUUGUCAUAGAAACAGAUACGACCUAUGAAUUUGAGUUCCUGUCAUUGGAUGAUUUGGAGUACGUGGUCAUUCAUAUGAUUGUGUUUCUUAAGAAGAUCUUUCCAGAUUCUUCACCUUGGCAUCUACUCCAGAAUGCCUCCCCCAGCUUGCUGGACAGAAUACAAAAGAUAUCAAAUUCCUUGGAAGAAGUGCUGAAGGAAAACCGAGGGCCAUGUGGUGGUUUCUCAGAGAUGUAUGCCGUGCUGUGUGACUACAGCGGCCUUCCUUUGCGAGAGGAGAUCCAAUGGGACGUGGAUAAUAUCUAUCACAAGCAAGAAUGCAAAGAGUUCAACCUACAGGAUUUUGCCUACCUGGACAGCCACGACUUGGCUCUCAGUGUGGCUGCCCUGUCUUUUAAUCAGUGGUUCACACGGUUGUAUUGCAAAGACGUCAAGCUGAAUCUAGAUAUUUUGGACCAAAUCCUCUACGUGCUCAGCAAGUCAGUGACUUUGGAAGAACUGGUGUUAGAAAACUGUGGCUUGAAGUUAGAGUUUGCCCAGCGGAUGGCCCAGGUGCUCAGCAAUCACCCUGACUCUGCCCUGAACAUGAUUAAUCUCUCUGGAAAUCUGCUGGAGGACCGAGGCAUAAUAGCUUUGAGCCAGAACUUUGAGCGAUGCUUCAAGAGCCUCCAAAGCCUGAGUCUUGCUAGAACCUCUUUGACUUCAAAAGGAAUGAUUGCCCUUUGCCAGUCGCUGGUCUCCAAUGGAUUAUUCAGAACCUCCCUGGGCCACCUAGACCUCUCUGGGAACCCGGGGAGUUUGGCCACUGACGAUGCAGGUGGCUUGUAUUUUUUCCUGAGCCAGCCAAACGCCUUGGCUCACCUUGACUUAUCUGGGACAGACUGCGCGUUGGAUCUGGUCUUUGGUGCUCUGGCUGGUGGAUGCUGUGGGAGCCUUGUCCGUCUGAACCUCUCCAAGAAUGUUUACUCUCACAAAAAGAACAAGGAGGUUCCUCCUGCGAUCGGCAAGUUCUUCAGGAAGGCCUCUGUCCUCCAACACGUUUCAUUGUCUGGGACCAAGCUACCGCCAGAAGCUUUGAGAGACUUGCUGCAGGGAUUGGCACGUAACUCCCAGUUGAGUGGCCUGCAUCUGGACCUCAGUAGCUGCGAGCUGAGAUCAGCCGGGGCCCAGGUAAUCCAGGACCUGGUUGUGGAUGCCAGCUCAAUUGGUGAUUUGAAUUUGGCUGACAACGGCUUUGAUUCUGACAUGGUGACGUUGGUGUUGGCCAUCAGCCGAAGCAGAUCCAUCAGGCAUGUUGCACUAGGAAAGAACUUUAAUAUCCGGUCCAGAGAGGCCCUAGAUGAUAUUUUGCACAGGAUUGUUCAGCUCACUCAGGAUGAAGACUGUUCUGUCAAAUCCCUGUCAGUGGCAGAAUCCCGCCUGAAACUGGGAACCAGCAUUCUCCUGGAUAGCUUGGGAAGCAGCAACAGUAACCUUGUGACACUGGACAUCAGUGGCAAUGCCAUGGGAGACUUUGGUGCCAAGAUACUGGCAAAAGCCUUGCUGAUGAACACAACACUCCGGACUCUAAUUUGGGACAGGAACAACACAACGGUGUAUGGAUUCCUUGACGUGGCUCGUGCUUUGGAGAGGAAUUUCACCCUAAAAGUCAUGCCUUUGCCAGUGACUGAUGUUGCCCAGGCUUACCGAAGCCAUCCAGAGAAAGUUGAGGAGGUUGUACACAAGAUACAAUCUUAUCUCACAAGAAAUCAGAUGCAAGAAACCUUCCCCAAGGAGAAACUGCAGUUACAGUCAGAGAGCACAGCCAGCUCUUCAGAACAGGCUGUGAAGCAUGCGUGCCAGUCUGUGCAGGAGAACAUUGCAAUGCUCAGCUCUGUCCAAGAUGUGGAGGUUAAAGCUGACAUCCGCUGGGCAGAGGAAGCCAUGGAGGAUGCAGAUCUUGCCCUCAGCCACAAGAUGGCGGCCGCAUGGAAACACAGCUUCCACAUGAGCACUCUGCCAACAUUCAAACUAAAUAGUCUAUUGGAACUCGAUUUGAAGGUUGAGGCGGAAGAUAACAAGAUCGGGACUCCCCAGGCUGUGCUGUCACUCAGCCGUGCCUCCUCCGCCAAGUCACGCCCUGCCUCCACAAAGGAUGCUGAGGCUGGGAGCGGGCUGCUUCCUCACGCAGAGCCUGCACCCGCACAAUCCCUUAUGGACCUGCCGACUGCGGGAGAGAAAUUGGAGCAUUACACCCGAGGCAGGCCCAGGCCCAACCGCAGGAACAGACAACCUCCAAGCAAGCCCAAUGUGCAGCCAGCGGUGCGUGAGAACGAUGAAGACCGAAGCAUUGCGAGGCUGGAUGAAGGCCUAGACGAUUUCUUCACAAAGAAGGUGAUUCAUGAGCACUUACCCCCGGUUUCGUCGGAAGCCUCCCUGGCCUUCGCUACCCCCACAUCUUCUGGCUCUCGGACCCUCAAAAAGAAAAUAGGACACUUCUUUGCCUUCAAGAAGCCCAAAUCGAGCCGGGCUACCAGGCCAGAGAAGGAGCCUGAGGGUAGCCCUUCAGCGACAACGAGGGGCAGGAGGCUGAUGCUGAGUGACAUUUUGAGGGCCCCCAGCAAAGCCAGUGAAUCCACGAAAGGACUAAGCAAGUCUGAAGAAGGAGGGCUGGCUGGGGAGAGCAGAAGCCCCUUAGAGCAAAGCCAGACUCCAGACAGUUCUCGCAGGACCAGGGCCAACUACUCCCGGGAAGGGAAAUCUCAGUCCCUGAUACUCCUGUCCGGGGAGGACGAAGAGACGCUCGGGGUGAGACAUGAGAAAAAAAGGCCGUUUGAGAGGAGUGAUGGGGAGCUGCCCAGUUCCUUCGAACAGAGGGUCCACGUCAUGCUGCAUCGGAUCGGUGUCACCAAGGUGUUAUCUUCUGAAGGCAAAAAGAAGCAGAGCAAAGAUGGGGAGAUCAAGAAAGCUGGUUCUGAUGGGGACAUCGUGGACAGCUCGGCAGAGUCUCCUCCUUGCUCCUUGAAAUCACGUACACACUCCAUGUCCACAGGUAAGUACCCCUCUGUGCGAUUAGGACCUGCUGAUGCCACUGGCGGAUCCGGUGAAUCGAGACUCUCCUGGAAAACUCUUGGGAAACAACUGAAUGCAGAGCUCAAAGGCAAAUGUUCAGAACUCAGCUCUUCCCCAAGAAGAGCUUUUGCCAUUCAGGAGCCAGCCAGCCCACGAGAGCAGAAAGGCAGGGAAAGCUGGACUAGCAGUUUACCCCGGAUUGGGAGAAGCGCAGCAGGCGCUCCACCUGUCAGAAGGACCAGCAAUGCGGAAGAAGGACGGGCUUUCUCUGAACUACAGAAUUCAUAUGCUGACGUAAACACGAUUGCGGGAGACAAUCAACCCAAACCCAAACCCCGUCUGAAGCCUGUGGCAAAUCGGAGGGCCAUGUCUGUUCAUGAAGAACAGCUCAGGGACCAAGCCAGUGCGGUAGAGCUGCACCAUACAAAACUCCCUCUUUGUCUGCAGCGCUCCCCAAUCCUGAAAUGGAAGGUUAAGCCCAAGUCCCUGCUGGAACCUGAGCUGCCUGCAUCGUCCGACUCCGCAGGCAGUCCACCACAAGAAAGGACUGUGGCAGCAACUGAGUCAAGGCCCAGAGCAGAUACAGGCGAAGAGCGGCAACCAGCUCUGGAACAAACUCUUGAGAAUGCACAGAAUACAGCCCUAGACCAAAGAACUGCUGUGCCACCCCCCAAGUCACCGGCACAGGAACACUGAGUUGGUGGUAGUUGCUCCUGCAUGACGCCAGCUCAACCAAGGAACACAGAAUGAAGGCUAAUGACUUGAAGCGGCAGUGGCUGGGAGAGUGCAAGCGAUUUGGCACGAGGGGAAAGCAAGCCCCAUUGUGGCUCCUUGGCCGGUAAAGCUGGUGGUGUUUCCAGUGAGGGAGGGUGGCGUCUCAACUCUUGCACGUCUUCUGGGCUGUCUCCUUUUUUUUUACCUUUCGCUCUUGUAUACUCUCAUGUAAGUGCCCAGUGUUCUAACAGCUCAAGUGGGAAAAGCCAAAAAGCCGAGUCUCCCGUCAGGGCUGUUUCUGGCAGCAGUUGUACAGCUGGGAGCUGGUGCAGAUGCUAAAACGUUAGUGCCAGAAAAUGAACCACCAGCAGGAGGGGUGGGAGAAGUAUUUUACAUACACAAAACUUGCCAGUGUUGCAUUGUACGUGGGCAAGAGGGUGGGGCUUGGCCAGAUUGUGGCUUGUAGAAAAGGCUAAAAACAGGGAUGCAGCUAGGCCUCCAAGCCGGGCUCAUCUUUCUCACACUGACAAUCUUGCUCUUUCCUUCAGGAUGGGGGUGGGUGGGGGGAGAAAUAAUCAGUUCUUAGGGGCCCUACUUUCUCUCAUCACAUCCCUUUAUAGCCUAGGUAUCACCUAGGAACAAAACUCCCAUUCUAGGCAGACACCUGCUAGCACC
This is a messenger RNA of Eublepharis macularius, 4680 nucleotides long. RefSeq names its product capping protein, Arp2/3 and myosin-I linker protein 2-like. Gene Ontology annotation, biological process: cell migration; regulation of Arp2/3 complex-mediated actin nucleation. The record is from RefSeq and is a predicted model, not a curated record. The transcript is spliced from 36 exons. Bases 1 to 3987 code for a protein of 1328 amino acids. Gene Ontology annotation, cellular component: lamellipodium; plasma membrane. NCBI's taxonomy places the organism in Eukaryota, Metazoa, Chordata, Lepidosauria, Squamata, Eublepharidae.